AUCCGGUGCUGCAAACAACCCGCUAAAUUUAACUCCAACCUCCUGGUACAACAAGCCCCAAUGUGCUAGACAGGAUAAAAACAACAGUAGAGUUUCAAAGAUGCAACAGUUGCGCACAGAGGCAAGCUUAAUCAAAAAGGAAAAAACAACACACACACACACAAUGCAAGAUUAGUGUAUUGAACAGUGGUGUUUAAAGGUCUUGACUAGGGAGUAAUGCCUUUUAUAGAGGGAUUGGGCCAUUGACAAUAGCUUGAUCUAAAUAACAUGGUAUAGGGAAUUCAUAACAGGUAGUGCUUGCAUUACAUGGAGAUGGUCGUGGUUUGAUGACUUGGACUGAAACUGAAAUUAACAGCCCGGAAAGAAAAACCAACAAGUCCAUUAACAGAUCAAUAAAGAAAUUAGGUGUCCAUCAAAACUUCUGGUGAUGCCAUUGUGACCAGAGAGCAGGACGAAUUGCAUGGUUCCAUCCGAUUGAGAGUAGACAUGGAUUGUACAGUGUUGGAAUUCCAGUGAGGAAACUGACAUGCUGUAAAUUUCAUGUAUCUAUUGUAAACAAAGUGUUGGAGUGUCGUUCUCCGAUGGACAUUUUAUGCUGCUGAUCUAGAGCUUUCAUUAUAAACGCUAAACUGAUGCAGAUUCGUGGAAGAGAUUUUUGAUGCAGAAAUUAUGUUCUGGAAAUCUGCCUGUUUGGAAUAUGUACUAGAGAUGUAAGAGAUGCCUACAGACUCGGGAAAUAUGAGUCGAGCCGCCCUGAGCAAGCACAUGAACCUGGAGCAUCUCAGUGAUGAAGAAUGCGAGAAAAUUCUGCGCGUUUUACAGAAAGAUUUCGAGCUACGUGACAAAGAGAGAGAACGGCUACAUAAAAUAGAGGAAAGUUUGAAAGAGGAGGAGGAGAAAACUGAGGUGAUAGCGGUCAAGACGAAAUUAAAUGAGGAAGUCUGUGUACGAUGCUGUCAGAAGUUUGGGAUCAUCUUCAAUCGGAAGCAGCUGUGUCUUACCUGUAAACACUACGUCUGCAAACGCUGUGCCGACUAUAAUGAUAAUGAAAAGGGCUACACCUGCCAUGCCUGCAUCAAAGAAAGGGAAUUGAAGCUGAAGUCUUUUGAAUGGUUUUACAACAAUGUCAGCAGCAAAUUCAAAAGAUUUGGGAGUGCCAAGGUGGUGCGGUCUUUAUACAAGCAGAGAGGGGCAAGGGGACGA
Saccostrea cuccullata (small rock oyster) is the source of this 1203-nucleotide messenger RNA. RefSeq names its product rab effector MyRIP-like. The transcript is spliced from 8 exons. Gene Ontology annotation, cellular component: cortical actin cytoskeleton. Gene Ontology annotation, molecular function: myosin binding; actin binding; small GTPase binding. Gene Ontology annotation, biological process: intracellular protein transport. The annotation marks the transcript as partial. The record is from RefSeq and is a predicted model, not a curated record. NCBI's taxonomy places the organism in Eukaryota, Metazoa, Mollusca, Bivalvia, Ostreida, Ostreidae.